This is a messenger RNA of Siniperca chuatsi (mandarin fish), 4565 nucleotides long. RefSeq names its product cyclin D1 (gene ccnd1). The transcript has 5 exons. Gene Ontology annotation, molecular function: cyclin-dependent protein serine/threonine kinase regulator activity. Bases 226 to 1104 code for a protein of 292 amino acids. Gene Ontology annotation, cellular component: cyclin-dependent protein kinase holoenzyme complex; nucleus; cytoplasm. NCBI's taxonomy places the organism in Eukaryota, Metazoa, Chordata, Actinopteri, Centrarchiformes, Sinipercidae. The record is from RefSeq and is a predicted model, not a curated record. Gene Ontology annotation, biological process: mitotic cell cycle phase transition; positive regulation of G1/S transition of mitotic cell cycle; regulation of cyclin-dependent protein serine/threonine kinase activity.
GGGGAAGCGCUCUGUGCUUCAGAGGGCUCGCGCACACCGGAGGAGCAGCAGCAGCAGCAGCAGCAGAAGCAGCAGCCCAGCAAGAAGAAAGUGAUUUCACAUUAGCGGACUACAGCCUUCUGCGUGCUGUGGCCUGUUCCUUCAGUGAUUUAGUGACGUUUUAACAGGGUGAUACUAAAGUUAAAUCGACGCUGAUAAUAAUAUCGAUACCAGAAGUAGGCUACUAUGGAGGACCAGCUGCUGUGCUGCGAGGUGGACUCCAUCAGGAGAGCCUACCAGGACGUCAACCUGCUCAACGACAGAGUUCUACACACCAUGCUGAAGGCAGAGGAAAACUACCUACCGUCGCCAAACUACUUCAAGUGUGUUCAGAAAGAAAUUGUACCCAAAAUGAGGAAAAUAGUUGCCACCUGGAUGUUAGAGGUUUGCGAGGAACAGAAAUGUGAGGAGGAGGUUUUUCCGCUGGCUAUGAACUAUUUGGACAGAUUUUUAUCAGUGGAGGCCACCAGGAAAACAAGACUGCAGCUGCUGGGAGCUACAUGCAUGUUUCUAGCAUCCAAGAUGAAGGAGACUGUGCCCUUAACUGCGGAGAAACUCUGUAUCUACACGGACAACUCGGUCCAGCCCGAAGAGCUGCUGCAAAUGGAGCUGCUGGUUCUCAACAAGCUGAAGUGGGAUCUGGCUUCAGUCACGCCGCACGACUUCAUCGAGCACUUCCUGUCCAAGCUGAAGAUCUACCCGUCCACCAAGCAGAUCCUCAGGAAGCACGCCCAGACCUUCGUGGCGCUCUGUGCUACAGAUGUCAACUUCAUCGCCAGUCCUCCGUCCAUGGUGGCGGCGGGCAGCGUGGUGGCAGCUGUUCAAGGGCUCUACCUGAAGAGCCAAGAUGCCUCCUUGUCCUCCCAGAACCUCACCAACUUCCUGUCGCAGGUCAUUCGCAGUGACCCGGACUGCCUGCGGGCGUGUCAGGAGCAGAUAGAGUCUCUGCUGGAGUCCAGCCUGCGGCAGGCUCAGCAGCACGGCAGCACAACAGAAACCAAACGCGUGGACGAGGACGUGGACCUGUCCAGCACCCCGACAGACGUCAGAGACAUCAACAUCUGAAAUGACCGGCACCCGCAUCGCACGAUGACCCGAUGAUCGAGGGAAAGUUGUCGACAAAGGGCGGCGACGGGUGGGCUGGGGAGGGGGCGCCUCAUCUGAACUCGGCCUCCCCUCCUCCUCCUUCUUCCCGGCGGGCUGCUCUCAUGGCCGACAUGUCACUCACACGCCCGCUGUCCCCCACUGCUGCCAGGACGGGACAGAGCGCCCUGCGACAAACCCCAAGUCACAUUACCUGCCGGUGUGCCCUCCCAUCCUGGGAAAAGAAACGAACACUACAGAAAUGUACCAGAGAAAACAGACAGCGUACUGACGGCCUGCGGGUUAGGGCUGGAGUCGAAGCCACAAAACAGACAUUUUAGUAGAUAUUUGUUCUUAUUCCCUCAGAUAUUAAACUAGGAAUCUUUAAAUUACCGCAGACUCAACUUGCCUACUAAAACAUCCCAAAGUGUCAUGUACAGUAGGUCCUUGUAGUCUGCCUUCAGGUCUUCACCUGAAAUCGGACUUUUAUUAAAGAGAAGAGGCUUUUUUGUGUUUCAUUUCUCUUCUGUUAUAUCUAGAAUGUUCUAGCCUUCCUGUCCAAGCUCCAUGUUUGUCUUGUUGCGGUGCAGACAUGCAUACAUCCCUGCUUGCUUGUGUUUAGUCACUUUAUUAUAUAUAAUUUUAGACCUCUUUAUCAAUUAGUCUUAUACCUCUUUUCUUCCAAGCCUUUUGUUUUUUAAACCAAGUGUAGUGUGAGACGCUCAGUUUUUCUGACCGCAGUGACUGUGGACUGCUGAUGUCCAGGUUCGGACACAUGUGAUUCUUUGUUCGUUCGCGUUGCCCGUUUCAGCUUGCUGUAGUUUGAGAAGAUCAAAUCGAUGCACAACCAAGCAGAGCGAUCCACAGUCUGUUAUGUUUCCUUUCUCCGUGUAGUUAAACCUAAACCAUUCCAACUUUGUGUUCUAAAAAAAGCACUUUUGGUCAGCGCUGCUGGUCGUCUAAAAAAUCACAGUGAGAAAGUUUGUACAACAACAUGAAAAAGGAAUGGGGGUUUGAGCAGGAAUCUUCUGGUGACGGAGAGUCAGAGCAGCACCUGCAGACAGUUGCACCUGGAUCUGAGUCAUCUAAUGGGACAAAUGAAUUGACCAGUAAGGCAGAAAUCCUUUUUUGUAAAAACAGGACCGACUGCUGCGUGGCCCUGCGGUGAGUCUCGCAGAGCCGGGCGCCUGCUGUUGCUGAGUUUCAGUUCAGCAAAUGUUUCGUACAGGCAGCGCUGCUCUUACAUUUAAAGCUUGUCACUGAUUCAGUUCAGCCUCAGUGCGCAGAGCCAAAAGCUGAAGGUCCAGAGGUAAAAAGAAGUAUUAUUUUUAGGGUUAAAAUAAUACUUUAUUUUUAUACAGUUAAAAAUAUUAUUUAUUUUUUUAGCUUGCACUUUCUAGUUUGCUAACGAACCGUGGCUCCACCUACUGGUGUUGAACUGUGCCUGCAGAGCAGCCCUGCCGUCCAGAAAGAUUUGUAAAACUAAAACCCCGGUCUGCCUCUAAGUCACCAGGACAACAUCUCCUCCGCUGCUCCGCCUCAGUUCAAACACUGCUCAUGGAUUCUGGGAAGGGGGUGAAGCUAAAAAACACAGAAGAGGAGUGUUGAGACUAUUGACAUGAUUUUGCACAAACCUAAAAGACGUGGGCUGCGUUUCUUGGGGACUUGCCUAAAAGAGUGGAGAGCAAAGCUGGCAAGAGUACGGGGGGGGGAUGGGUCCGCAAAAGUGGCAAAAAGGGUGAAGGCUCAACAGGGAGGUGUGUCUUAAUGCUGUAGAGUUCCAGUCAGGGUUCCUGCACAGGGCGGGACGCUGUCGUGUAUACGUUAAAUAUGACGACGGACAGAUUACCACAGGCGGAGGGCUCUCUUCAAAUCCCACUCUGCAAAAAGUGUUGAACUGUGUGACUGUCCAACUGUGCAGGAACCCUGCGCAUUAGGUUUCUGAUUGUACAUUAAGGAUAGAGAGUAGGAGAGAAACACUCCUUGUAUUCCGCUGCUAUAGAAAAUAAAUCCCAGCUACGUGUAAAAAAAAAAAGAGACAAAAAAAAGAUGACAAAAACGUAAUGGAUUAAAACCGAUGCUUUUCUCUUGUUGUUUGCUGCUACAUUUUUGGUUGGUUUUUUAUACAUAUAAAUGUCAAUAUACUGCCAUUCUAGGUUUGAAUUUUCUCAUAGAAAAUUGUGUUAUUGACAUCCUCAUUUGUUGUUUUUGUGUAGAUUCUAUGUGAUCAGUUUUUUGUUUAUAAUUACGUAAUAUGAUUUUCCGAACUAUUCCAAAAAACAAGGAAAAAUGAGACAAUGUACAGAAAUGCUUUGAUCCACAAUACCUCAUGUGACAGUCAAAAUCUAUCUCUAAUUUUUAGUCUUUUUAUUUGUUUAGUUCUUGUUCUAUUCUCCUCGUCGGUCAGUGCCGACUAGCUCUGUUCGACCUGCUUGAGGCGAAGCAUCCGCUAUGGAAACCAGCGAGUCCGGGCCACGCUUUGAUACUGGUGCCAUAACAGAGGAACUCUGUUGAGUGUUAAGCUGUCUCGCUGAAAGAGACUUUAUCCCCCUUUAGGCCCAUAGUGGCCUUAUUUCCUUUCCCCCUUUUUAUAUUUAUGAAAGACAAAAGCUUUUUGCUCCAAUUUUCAAACUGUCAGUGAGUUGAUUUGAGUUUGUAAAUAGAUUCCGUGUCGUGCUCGGUAAGCCAUAGACUGUUUUCCUUUUGUUUUUACAAAUCAUUCCACACAGUUGUGUCUACUUCAUGCCAGUUGUCUGCCGCUGGGACAGACAGUGUGUUCAUAUUUGUGUCGACUACACAAUAAAAACAUGAAUUAGAUGGAUUCUGGAAAACUGUGUGUUCUUGCCCACGGGAGAUGGUGAUGUUAGAAUGGAGUGACAGUACUGCCGGGUUCACCUGAUGGGAGACAGGUGCUAGCAGCUGUGUGAGGGUGCGCUGACAACACCACACUAGAGCAAUCCCAUUUGGGUUUAAUGACCACGAGCGACUGACGGGACUUCCGUAUCACGAAGCUCCAAGCAGAUAUAUAAAAUCUGAGUUUCCAAUUACGACCUGGAUGUUGGCGUGAACCCCAUCUGUGACCACUGCGCCGUGACUUCAGCUCGGAUAUUUUCUGAGGUUUUAGGAAGCUCCCUCCAGAGCCGCAGACGACAGCUUUCCUCCCCGUGACUAGUGAACCGACCUCUGCGUAAAACUGGAGUUCCCCUUAUGGAUCACAAAUAUAUAGUUUGAUUUUUGCAAACUCAUUUCGUAAAACAGCUGGGAAAUGUAGUUUUCAGCAAACGUUACUCAAACAGAAGUAUAAAGUGUAUUUGUUGGGGACUAUUUUUAGCUGCAAAUUAGCCUUGGCUAGAACUCCUAAAUGCAACACAUCUGUAUCGUGUUCUUGUAACCUGUUACAAUGUUUUUUGCAUUGUCCCUGACAAAUAAACUAAUAAAAAAUA